AUGUCUUCAAAAGCCGACGAAACUCAGUUUGAUUCUAGCCAAGUGCAUAAAUCAGACUUAUCUCAUCAGGAUGAUAAUGAUAGUUUAUUCCUGAAAGUGGUAUUUUGUGUUGUGAUGAUGUCUCAUAAAAAUACGGAUUUUGUGAUAGUGAAAUUUGAUUAUGAGGCAUCAGAUAGUCAUGAGCUUGGAAUUCAGAAAGGCGAAAAAUUAACGCUUAUCGAUGAUAGCCAACAUUGGUGGAAAGUAAUGAAUUCCUUUGGAAAGACUGGCUAUGUCCCUAGCAAUUAUGUUAAACGUUCAAAGCAAGGUAUAUUUUCAAGUUUGCGAAAUACUCUGGGGCGCCGAAAAAAUCGUCAGGAAGGUUCAACAAGCACUAGACAGUCUAAUCCUUCUUCACCUACCCCGGAUGGGAGUAAUGGCUUUUCAGCUUUUGAUUUAAGACAUGAAAGUGCAGAGUCCCUUGGAGCUAAAGUUGCCAGCACAUCUGCAUCUACAAGUAUCUUAAUUCCUCCAAGUCAAGCAUUUGCGGAUAUGCGACUUCAGGAAGGAAUUUCUGACAGCUUUUCCAUCCCCCCAAAUAACCAGAUAUCCGUUCAACAUGCGAAAAGAUUUCAAGAUGCAAAUAAAACGGUUGAUAGUGAAUCAAUCAACUGGAUGUCGAAAUCUGAUGCAAGACAAGCUUACCCUCAGACUACUUUUAAUCAGCAAUCCAUACCAAAUUAUCAAAAUGGACAUGGCGCUGUAAAUGUUUCCUUAUCACUGUUCCAACAAACUACUAAUAUUAUGACAGGAACUUUAAAUAAUACGUCCUAUUUUGGCACUGGGACUGGUUUAGGUCGUCAAAUAUGUCAAGCACGUUUCAAUUAUCCUGCUUGUCAACCAGAUGAAUUGUCAAUUGAAAGAGGCGAUAAAAUUCGUGUUUUGGAAAAAAGUUCAGAUGGUUGGUGGCGUGGUAUUCUAAUUACCGAAGGUAAACCACAACGAAUGGGAUGGUUUCCAUCAAACUAUGUCACAUUGGAUUUAUCAAAAAAUCUGAAUAGAUCUGGAAGUAGUUCACAACCCAGUAUAUUAAAUUCAAGUACACUUAAUCGGGAUGUAAAUGAUUUGUCUGUGCCAAAUAUUUCAAAUACUCAAGAUCAAAUUCAAGCGCAAUAUUUAGCUUAUCAAUAUUAUGACCAACAACAUUCUUUGAAUCCUGGUUCUAUUACAGAAAACCAACAACAAGUACAUCAACAACCGCAAUUGCUAGUACGUAAUAACGGUACUGAUCCACCUUGUCAUGAAGGUCAGCAACAGCAACAUGAAACUGUCGUAACUCUUUACCCGUUUGUACGUAGUCAUGCAGCAGAGCUGUCUUUCGGUGAAAAUGAGGUCUUGGAAGUACUUAGCAAACCUCCUGAUGAUCCAGCUUGGUGGCAUUGUCGCAAUAAUCGUGGUGAAAGUGGUCUGGUACCACAUAAUUAUGUUUCGGUUUUCACAACACCAUCGACGGCAACUACAACACUAGGCAAACCGUUCAUUUCAAAUUACAAACCAUUAUCUUGUCAGUCUACAAAUUUUGGCCAUUCUGUUCGAAGUAACCAGAUAUCUGUGACUAAUUCAAGUUAUAUGGUAACAAAUAAGUCACAGCCUACUGAUGGAGAAACAAUGAGGCUAAAUUAUGCUACACAGUCUAGUACAGGUUGUUUGCAUAUAAAUCGACCAUGGUUCUGGGGUAUUAUUUCACGCGCUGAAUGUGAAGAAAUGCUAGGUAAACAUUCUUUACCUGGUGAAUUCAUCGUUCGCGAUAGUGAAUCUCAUCCCGGAGAUUUGACUAUAACUAUCAAUGCAGGCAAUAAAACAAGAAAUUUCAAAGUACAUGUUGAAAAAGGACAAUACCAUAUUGGUCAGAAGGUAUUCAAUUGUAUUGAUGAUCUUAUCGAGCAUUAUGGUAGUCAUCCAAUAUUUAAAAAUGAACAUGAGAAACAUUAUCUUACACAACCUUUUGUUCAUCCUGGUAUUAAAUCAGUAAUCCCUUACGAGAGUAAUAAUAAUAGUAAUAGUAUUAAUAAUAUUACUUCUACUACUCCAACUAAAAGUAUUAACACUGUAUCGUCGAUAUCAUCGACGUAUUUUCUUCCAGUUUGUGGUAGUAGUGGGAACACCCCAACCUAUCAUCAGUCUAUUACUGCUCCACACAAUCGUUUUUCUUAAACUUUCUAGUUUUGUUUCGAGAAAUAUUUUGUUUUCUGCAAUAAUUAUGAUUUUUCUUAUUCUGUUUUCAUUACUCACC
Schistosoma rodhaini is the source of this 2272-nucleotide messenger RNA. The record is from the annotation of a GenBank genome assembly. Lineage: Eukaryota; Metazoa; Platyhelminthes; Trematoda; Strigeidida; Schistosomatidae.